Cladophialophora psammophila CBS 110553 is the source of this 570-nucleotide messenger RNA. RefSeq lists its product as uncharacterized. Bases 1 to 570 code for a protein of 189 amino acids. Lineage: Eukaryota; Fungi; Ascomycota; Eurotiomycetes; Chaetothyriales; Herpotrichiellaceae. The record is from RefSeq and is a predicted model, not a curated record. The transcript has a single exon.
AUGUCUGUCAGUCAAGAAAAGACGCUGAGCCCCAAGAAGCUUGCGCAUGUGGUCCUCCGCACCAAGGACCUGAAGCGGAUGAACGACUUCUACCAAAAGUUCCUAGGCGCCGAAAUCGUCUAUGGGAACGAGUUCCUCUCGUUUCUGACGUAUGACGACGAGCACCACCGCAUCGCCAUAGCCGAGAUCCCUACAGACAGUCCCAAGGACGAAGCAUCGAGCGGCCUGGACCACAUUGCGUUUACGUUUGACACGCUGGAGGACCUCACGCGCGCCUACACACAGAGGAAGGAGCAUGGCAUCACGCCCUUCUGGUGCGUCAACCACGGCCCGACCACGAGCAUGUACUACAAGGACCCGGACGGGAACAAGCUCGAGACCCAGGUGGACAACUUUGACUCCAACGCCGAGGCAAACGCCUUCAUGAGGUCCAAGGAGUUCGCCGAGAACCCGAUCGGGACGGAUUUCGAUCCCGACGAACUCAUCCGUCGACUGCAGUCGGGUGAAGAUGUGAGAAAGAUUAAGAAAAGGGUCGAGAUCGGGCCCCGUGGACUUCCUCCUCAGAUGUGA